Ylistrum balloti is the source of this 1383-nucleotide messenger RNA. Its product is annotated as phosphonopyruvate decarboxylase-like. Gene Ontology annotation, molecular function: thiamine pyrophosphate binding; magnesium ion binding; phosphonopyruvate decarboxylase activity. The record is from RefSeq and is a predicted model, not a curated record. The coding region runs from base 1 to 1383 and encodes 460 amino acids. Gene Ontology annotation, biological process: organic phosphonate biosynthetic process. Lineage: Eukaryota; Metazoa; Mollusca; Bivalvia; Pectinida; Pectinidae. The transcript has 12 exons.
AUGGCGUUUGCAAGGAGCUCGUUCGUGACAGGAAAGUUGGGGUUGACUUUGAUUGGGAGAGCUGGGAGGUCCAGUGUUUCAGUGCUGCCAUCUAGUGCCCUAUACCAGCGAAGUGUCAGCUCAACAAGUAUUCUUUGUCAGCAGAAAAUUGUGAAGACAACCCAAGAACAGCAAGUCGAGGAGCAGAAGAAUCGGAAUAAGGAUGUCGGAGAACUUACUGAACUUGUACGUGAUUUUCUGGAUCCUGCACAUUUUUACAAGGCUGUCAACAGUAUUGGUAUUGACUACUUCUGUGGGGUGCCUGACUCAUUGCUCAAAGAUUUCUGUGCCUAUGUGACUCAUAACUGUCCAUCACAUCAACAUAUCAUCACAGCCAAUGAGGGCAGUGCUGUAGCUUUAGCUGCAGGGUAUCACCUAGCAACAGGUAGAAAUGCCAUGGUCUAUCUUCAGAACUCUGGCCUAGGAAACAUUGUGAAUCCCAUCAUGUCACUGGCAGCACCGCCAGUUUACAGUAUUCCUAUGUUACUUCUCGUGGGCUGGAGAGGAGAGCCGGGAAAACGUGAUGAACCUCAGCACAUGGUCCAGGGGCAGGCAACUCCAGGUCUUCUAGCAGCCCUUGGUAUACCCUUCCAGCCUUUACCAGAUUACCAGGAGGGCGCUGAACAGGCCUUACAAACUGCCCAGCAUUACAUGGAAAAGACCAGGGGUCCUUAUGCCUUCUUAGUGAAGAGACAGACAUUCCUUCCCUACAAAUUACCUCAAGAUGAAACUACAGAUUUCCCCCUGGACCGUGAGGAGGCGAUGAAGGUGAUAGUUAAUAACCUUAAUAACAAGGAUGUGGUGGUGAGCACCACUGGCAUGCUGUCUCGAGAACUUUUUGAGUACAGAGUAGAGAAGGACAUGGGACACGAGAGGGACUUCCUCACAGUAGGAUCUAUGGGACAUGCCUCUGCUAUAGCUUUAGGAAUAGCCCAGCAGAAACCUAAGAGACAGGUGUUUUGUUUGGAUGGUGAUGGAGCAGCCCUAAUGCACAUGGGUACCAUGGGAACAAUAGGACAGAGUGAACAGAUGAACUUCAAACAUAUCAUCUUUAAUAACGGUGCUCACGACUCAGUGGGGGGUCAACCCACAGUCGCUGCAAAUCAUAGUUCUUUCUGUUUAUCCACUGUCGCCAAAGGCUGUGGCUAUAGACAGGCCUUUGUUGCUGUCAAUGAAGAAGAAGUAACAGAAGGACUGACUCGUCUUCGCCAGAUACCUGGUCCUGUUCUCCUGGAAAUCAAAGUGUCUAAGGGAAGCCGCAAGAAUCUUGGACGUCCCACACGGACCCCUGUCCAAAACAAACAGGAUUUCAUGCAUUUCCUUGCCAUUAACUCAGAUAAUUAG